AUGGCUAACAUUGGUAUCGUGGCGGGACCGCGCGGGGGCUUCAGACCCGGAGGCUGCAAGUUUGCGGCGAUGUGCCUUGCCAGCGCUUUGCUUAUCACCGCCAGGCACGCCGUUGCAGAGCAGCUUCAACAAGGGCUUCUGCGUCGCGCCUCGAGUGAGGCUGAGCAGUUGGAUCCAACGGAAACAAUCUCUACGUGCCAAUCUACCGAAAAUGGUGUUGGAAAGCCGGAUCGGCCGGAUGUGACGCUGUCGAUUGAAAAUCCCACCGUGACCCUAGUCUGUGAAGGCAGGGGGAACUACUUGGUCCCGAGUGAUUUUAUGACAGUCUGUGAGCCAAAUGCAGACGAAUCACAUAGUGUUCAAGGGAGUGUUGACCUCUGCAACGUUGGAGGCGUCUCCAUGGGGACACCGGUAUCACUGCUUGAUUUUGUCUAUCCCGAGGGCAAACCUCGGUGGCUACCCCCGGCACACCGAAGCGUGGGGGAGUCGCGAACGUUGCAUCUGGACGAGUUCGAUUUUCCUCUUUUUGAUAAAUCCUUCAACAUCGGUUGCGGGCAAACGCCAGAGAACUCGAAGUCGGAGUGCAGAAUGAAAGUAAACGUGCGGGCGAGGCUCUCGGCAGUGGAGGACAAUGUCGUGACCUGUGCAUAUGGAGAGCACAGCAAUCCCAAGAUCCUGAAUGUUGAUUUGACACCGCAGAACAACAGUGUUACGGUCACGUGCGGUUCCCGUGGGAUCAUUCAGCAAGUGUCGGCGGCGGCGCUCUCCCGCUCAGCAGAACAGGGCGGAAAGGAGGAACCUUCGCGGCUCCUCAGAGGCAUCGACGCGAGCUGGUGGACGAGCACAGAUGGAUUGACUCAUGGUGCCAAGGUGGCAAUCCCUCUUAGCGAGUUUUCUACUACGAACAAGUAUUUCUACAUCGGAUGCGCGCCCGCGACACAAAAAGGACAGCCUGGGAGUAUUGCUUACGAGCCACCUGAGCCAGUGCAAACUCAGUCAAACACGACGAACUGCAUUGUGAAGGUAACGAUUAAGGGGGUGGACGCUUCCUCUUUGUCUGCUUCGUUUAGAGUGAACACAGCAGCUGCAGCCUCUGGGGUUGCCGCUGUGGCGGCUCUUCUUUCCGUCUCAUAG
Besnoitia besnoiti is the source of this 1134-nucleotide messenger RNA. RefSeq names its product SAG-related sequence. The record is from RefSeq and is a predicted model, not a curated record. Gene Ontology annotation, cellular component: membrane. NCBI's taxonomy places the organism in Eukaryota, Apicomplexa, Conoidasida, Eucoccidiorida, Sarcocystidae. The transcript has a single exon. The coding region runs from base 1 to 1134 and encodes 377 amino acids.